This is a messenger RNA of Aspergillus sclerotioniger CBS 115572, 2273 nucleotides long. Its product is annotated as putative 3-methylcrotonyl-CoA carboxylase, beta subunit (MccB). Gene Ontology annotation, biological process: L-leucine catabolic process. The coding region runs from base 141 to 1874 and encodes 577 amino acids. Lineage: Eukaryota; Fungi; Ascomycota; Eurotiomycetes; Eurotiales; Aspergillaceae. Gene Ontology annotation, cellular component: methylcrotonoyl-CoA carboxylase complex; mitochondrion. The transcript has 2 exons. The record is from RefSeq and is a predicted model, not a curated record. Gene Ontology annotation, molecular function: methylcrotonoyl-CoA carboxylase activity.
AUUGCCAACUACAAAAGUCCCUCGUGUGGCUCCUCCGGCUUGGGUACGCUAUGCUAUAGUCUGCACGCAAGAACCUUUCUCAAAUACCCUCUUGUCGGCUCCCGAGCAUCGUCAGCUCAUCCCCGUCCAGCAUCCCCGCAAUGCGCGCUCCGUCUCCGCUUCUGCGGAGCCUGCGAUCCAAACCACCCGCCCUUCCCUCACGCUGUCUUCUCGCGCGACAACGCCCAACAAGAUCACCCUUCCUCUCAACCACCAGAUGUGUUGCUAGCUACACACAUCCUCAUCAUGCAUCUGCUAUCUCGGUUCUUCCCACGGCAGUGGACACCUCGUCCUCCGAUUUCAAGGACAACGCCCAGCAAAUGCAGGAGCUCCUCGAUCGAAUGACCAAUCUCCACAGCACCAUAUCCCAAGGAGGCCCGCAAAAGGCAAAGGACAAACACCUCGCUAGAGGGAAGAUGCUUCCCCGCGAUCGAGUCACCGCCCUCAUCGACCCAGGCACCUCGUUCCUGGAACUCUCUCCCCUCGCAGGCCACGAAGUCUACUGCGACGACGUCCCCGCAGGAGGUAUCAUCACAGGGAUCGGAACAGUCGAAGGGGUCACCUGUAUGAUUGUGGCCAAUGACAGCACUGUCAAAGGAGGCACAUACUACCCAAUCACGGUCAAAAAGCAUCUCCGCGCACAGGCAAUUGCGCAGGAGAACAAACUCCCCUGCCUCUACCUCGUCGAUUCUGGCGGCGCCAAUCUCCCUCACCAAGCAGACGUCUUUCCAGACAAAGAACACUUUGGCCGCAUCUUUUUCAACCAAGCUCGCAUGAGUUCCCUGGGCAUCCCCCAAAUUUCCGUUGUUAUGGGUCCCUGCACAGCCGGGGGAGCGUAUGUUCCCGCUAUGAGCGACGAGACCAUCAUCGUCGAGAACCAAGGCACCAUCUUCCUGGCCGGACCUCCUCUCGUCAAAGCUGCCACGGGCGAGGAAGUCUCCGCCGAAGACCUAGGUGGUGGCCACCUCCACAGCACAAUCUCAGGUGUGACAGACUACCUCGCCGUCGACGACGCCCACGCCAUCAUCCUCGCCCGCAGAUCCAUCUCCAACCUCAACUACCCCAAGACCAGUCUUCCACUCCAGAACCUUCCUAGCGAUGCCAUCAAAGAGCCCCUCUAUGACCCAACAGAGCUAAACGGCAUCGUGGGUACUAACCUUCGUCGCCAAAUCCCCGUCCACGAAGUGAUCGCCCGCAUCGUGGACGGCAGUGAAUUUGCCGAAUUCAAGCGCGACUACGGCAUCACUCUCGUCACUGGUUUCGCCCGGAUCUUCGGGCACCAGGUCGGCAUUGUCGCCAACAACGGUAUUCUUUUCUCCGAAUCCUCUCUAAAAGGCGCACACUUCAUUGAGCUCUGCGCACAACGCAAAAUUCCCCUGAUCUUCCUCCAAAACAUCUCCGGCUUCAUGGUCGGUGCAGAUGCGGAGAAGGGUGGAAUUGCAAAGAAUGGUGCAAAGCUUGUCACGGCCGUGGCGUGCGCAGACGUCCCUAAGUUCACAGUCGUAUUCGGUUCCAGCGCCGGCGCGGGAAAUUAUGGAAUGUGUGGCCGCGCCUACUCCCCUCGGUUCUUAUUCAUGUGGCCCAACGCCAAAAUCGGCGUCAUGGGCUCGGAGCAACUCUCCGCCGUCAUGGAAGCUGUUGGCCGGACGGCGGAUCCGGACUUGAAGGCUCGGAUUGAUCGCGAGUCGGAGGCAGUCUUUUCGUCGGCCAGACUGUGGGAUGAUGGUGUCAUUCCUCCGGCGCAGACGAGACGCUUCCUGGGCCUGGGGCUGGCGGCUGCCGUGGGUGGGAAGGUGGAUGAUGUCCAGACUCGGUUUGGGGUGUUCCGGAUGUGAGGUACAUUUAGUAUAGGCCAUGGUACUACCACAGGGAAUCUUUCUAUUGAUUUACGUCCUGUGCAUCGUUUAAGAUUUAUAUUAUCUACCAUUAACUUGUUGGCACUUACCGGUCCCUCAGAUGAGUGGUUCUUUUGCAGUGUGAGUAGCUCUAGCAAUCAUCUGCAUUCUGAGCCAUGUCGACUGAAACAGAAUUCUUUUUCAAGGUUCAACUUGAAUACUGAUAGCGUUGUCUAUUGUCAGAAAUAUUCUUAAAUGACAAUGCUAAAUACAAACGGCAUAUUUUGACAUAGAUGUCUGCACCCCUUUUUUCAACCUGAAAGGAAAGGGGGAACUAGGCCUGUUAUUCUCCAGUCCAGAUAAUUUACAAAUGCGAUUGACUAGUAUGAUUGGCCUCCC